Molecule: messenger RNA, 889 nt
Organism: Nicotiana tabacum (common tobacco)
Lineage: Eukaryota; Viridiplantae; Streptophyta; Magnoliopsida; Solanales; Solanaceae
Product: CASP-like protein 2C1
Source: RefSeq, a predicted model, not a curated record
UAUCUCUUCUAUUCAGUUAGUUCACAACUCUGAAAGCCGAAGACGAAACGAGGAAGACAGCUACAGAACAGCAGUGAAAAGGAUCAUAAUAUGGAUAUUGUGAGAAAAGAGGGUUUCUUGAGGCUAUUUGCGAUUGUAUUCUUGGUUUUGACUGCUUGUUUAAUGGGAUUUGAUUCUCAAACUAAACUCCUUUUUGACACAGUUGAAAGAAAAGCCAGCUUCAAUGAUAUGGAUGCCUUGUUUUUUUUGGUAUGGAUUGAUGCUGCUGUUGCCAGUUAUAAUGUACUCCAUGUGUUAAGAUGUUUCCUCAUUCCUACUACUGCAAAGGGAGAUGUUAAACAAAGGUCUUACAAGAACUAUUGGUUGUUUUUCUUCUUAGAUCAGGCAGCUGUAUACACAGUAUUUGCAGCACAAUCAGCAGCAGUUGAAGCAUCAGCAAUAGCAUUGGCUGGAGUGAGAAGUUUGCAAUGGAUGAAAUUGUGCAAUAGAUUCACAAGGUUUUGUAUCCAAAUUGGAGGUGCUUUAUUAUGUGGCUAUGCUGCUGUCCUUGUAUUGGUUGUGGUCUCUUCACUUUCUGCCUUUCAAUUAUUCAGACUCUACUCACCUAAGAAGUUCCUUCAACUUAAGGGCAAAUUAAAUGAUCAUCACCUGCUUUCUAUGUAAAUUUAUUAAUUAUGGAGUGUGCUAUGCAUGUGAACUUAUAUAUUUUCGUGUGGGCGCAAUUAUAUAUCUUGUAUUGUACGUAAUAGACAAUAUUAGGGAAGAUAGCGAAAUAAUUAAAGACAGAGAGAGUUAAUAUUGUGAAAAGAAUUGAUCAUACAAUUUAUGUUCAAUAGGUACUACCUUUGAUUUAAAUGUCAAUACGAAAAGAAAUUGACAUGUUUAAAGA